Calidris pugnax (ruff) is the source of this 3775-nucleotide messenger RNA. RefSeq names its product golgi membrane protein 1 (gene GOLM1). Gene Ontology annotation, cellular component: Golgi apparatus. The record is from RefSeq and is a predicted model, not a curated record. The transcript has 10 exons. Bases 103 to 1287 code for a protein of 394 amino acids. Lineage: Eukaryota; Metazoa; Chordata; Aves; Charadriiformes; Scolopacidae.
GAAUUGAGUAUCAAAUGAUGGUUAUUCCCGAGUGCAGUUGCUGAAUGUUUUGUACUGUUUCCACACUGCUGUGGUUCUUUGAAUUUGGUUUUUUUCCAUGAAAUGGUAGGACUAGGAAACAGCUGCCGAGGGAUGAAGUCUCCACCUCUCCUUGUGGCUGCACUUGUGGCGUGCAUCAUUGUUUUGGGUUUCAAUUACUGGAUUGCAAGUUCUCGCAGUGUGGAUCUGCAGGGUCGGAUCAUGGAUCUGGAAGGCAAGGUCCGCAGGGCAGCAGCGGAGAGGGGCGCUGUGGAGCUCAAAAAGAAUGAAUUCCAAGGGGAGCUAGAGAAACAACGACACCAGAUUGACAAAAUCCAGUCUUUGCAUAGCUUUCAGAUGGAAAAUGCCAACAGAGUACAUGAGGAAGAGAAGGCAGUGCUGAUGAGUAACAUCACAGUAAAUGAACGAUUGAUCCAGGAUCUGCGAGAACACUUGAAAGAGUUACAGACAGAAUAUGGAAAGCUACAGCUGGAUGUUUACUGGUUUCAGAAGAACCAGACUAGCCUUCAGAAGAAGUUCUCAUAUGACCUGUCACAGUGCAUCAACCAGAUGAAAGAAUUAAAAGAACAGUGUGAAGAAAGGAUAGAUGAGCUUACAAAAAAGGGUAAUGAUGUACCACAACUCAAAGAAAACAAAGACUCAGAAGGGUCAAAAAAAGAAAACCAGGUCAAUAUUCAGCUGCCAGCCCUGAAGCAAACUGAGUUCAAGCAGGCUGGCUUGGAACAGCAGAAACCGGACAAAGAUGUACCUACAGUGAAAAAGGCAGACUCGCCGCAGGCUAAAGAAAGAAUAAAUGAUGCAGCUGACAUCAGAAAACAGGAGCCUAAGGCAGAAGAGAAUCUUUCCAGUCAACUGAAAAACCCACAGGAUUCACUCAAGGCUGCUGCAGAUCACAAGGAGAUACCACCUGAGUCAGAGAAAAAGCUGAAUCCCUCUGAAGAUGAAAAACAAGUAGCUGAGCAAGAUGGAUUACAGCCAGCAGCAGAGCAGGCUGAGAGCGAGGAAGUCGAGAGGGAGGAGCUAGUAAAUUUUGAUGCUAAGCAGGAUGACGUGCCCCCCGGAAAGGCUGACAAACAGGAACAUGAAGCACUGAAUCAGGACAAGGGUGUUGAUUACAACGUAGAUGAGAAUGAAGCUGAAUCAGAAACGGACAAGCAAGCAGCACUUGCAGGGAUUGAAAAUGUUCAAAACUCUGAAGAUGUGAAGAACCACUUACAUGAGCAUGGUGAAGAACGACAGAGGUUGUGAAAAAAGGAGGUUCAUGGUGCAGCUUGGUCUCCUUCAUAUAAAUGCAGCAAUGAUGAGAGCGAAGUGAUCUGAGACUGUUUUGAGUGUCUUCUCAAGGCUUCAACAAGGGCCCAAAUGAAGUAGUAUUUUCUUGUGAAGUUUUAGUACUGUUUCAGUGGUGAAAGUAAUCUUAAACCUCGGGAGGCUUGUUUUAAGCAGCUUGACCUCUGGAAUGACUCUCUUUCUUUCCUAUCAAUUACAAAGUUGAAACCAACUAGCAGUAAACUUUGAAGCUGGCUAUCUCGUACAGUCAUACUACAAUAGCAGUACGUGUGGAUUGCUGGCAGAUGAGAGAGACUCCUCUGCCAGGGAUGGAAGUCUCCCCUGAGCAACGCAGUAGAGAAAUCCCCAGCUGAGUUUUAAGCCAAGCUUGAGGAACUAAGUUACCUUGACAAAACAUGGGAAGGGUGAAGAAUGGUCCAUGCUGCAGUCUGCCUGUGUGCCUAUUCUGGCAUAUUUGUGCUGCAGUGUAGAUAGACUCAGAAAGCAUGAUUUUUAGUCCUCAGAUAUUAGGCAGUAUGAUAUGUUUUCCUGGGCCUACAGUGGCCUAUAACCAGGCUGAAACACUGUCGUGGUUGUGUUCUUGGCUUUCAGGUUAAGAAAAGAAGAAUGAUUCCAAGAAUACUGUCUUCUCGUUAAGAGAUUAGCAGGAAUGUUUUUCUGAAAGCUUUGCUGGACUCCUGGUCACAAGAUCAGUAUGACGGUAUGGUUCAGUUACCACUAACUUGGACAAGUUAGGAGUGUUAAAAUUCAGGCUCCUGAACUUUUCAUGACAGAAGGCAUCUGAAAUGGCUACGAAGUGCUGCGACUUCCCUUUACUCCUCCCAGCCACUGUCUUCUGCCAAAGAGUAGAAAGGCAAAUGCUUGCCUUGUAGAGCAUCAGUCAUCUCAGCUGUUCCAAGUGACUGAUCUUCUCUGCCAGGCUUCUGAUGAAAGGUGAACCAGGUAUGCAUUGACCAGACGUCUCGGUGUCUCCCACAGGUGAGGCUCUCGUCGUUGUGAAGUCCUGUGUUAUGCGUAAUGUUACCGUGGUGUUAAUGUUCUGUAGUCUUCAUCUUUUCUGUAACUUUUUGAAUGUAAACUAGAAACUAGUUUACUUGCCAUAACCCAGAAAUACUCUCUACUACCACUGAAGCACCCUUCAGUGGUUGCCAGCUGUGUGUCACCAGCUGUUUACAAGAUGCUUGGAGAGAUCUUUGUGAGCCUGAACCGAGCGUGGGAGCAGACAGACAUGACUAAUUUCCCAACCUGCAAUUCCAUUUAAGAAAAUACAACUUUGUCUUGGCUUUCUCUUAACACACUUCAUUUUUGUAGCUUCUUUCCUGAUGUGUUGUUCCUCACUGUACUAGUUUACAACUCCUGUACCUUCGGAUGACAUAGGUAUGCCAGUGGAAGGUUGGUUCUUUUGUGUGUGAAGAGAGUACUAGUUGUCAUCACUGAGUGAAAGGCAGAGCUCCAGUCAAAUGGUGCCUACUAAGCCUAAAUACUUAAAACAGUUCUUUGAUAGACCUGGCACAUGUAACUUGAAUUCUUCUAAGAAAAGCACUGACUUCCAUUACUGAGUUCUUGGUUAUUCUGUUGUUGUUUUUUUUCACCAUGCAAGUCAGACUUAACUGGUCUGGGCUACUACAGUCAAUACAGCAGGAAAAAAUGCAGGAGAGAAAAGGAGGUAUAAGCAUCUUUUCUGACAAGCAUUGGUACGCUUGGGCUAUUAAGGUUGUUUGUUGCACAUAAUGGCAUGUUUUAGCAUCAAAAUUUUACCCAUCUUCCAAGUAAAAGGAGCAUUUUCUUAGGACUUAAUCUGUAAACAGUUAUGUAGCUGAGAUUAAGUCAAUCAGGAAUUUAAUAGUGAUUGUUAAAAGAGUGUAAAAUAUACUGGUAAAGAUACCGCUAAAAUUCCAAACCACAGAAUCCCAAGGCAAUGAAUAUAUUGCCAGAGACUUCUCUUUGGGCUGUAUUUCUGUGCAGGACCCAAACCUGAGUAGGCUUCUCCCUGGCCAGCUGCAUGUUGUCCUCUCCAUACUCAAGAACACCUUUGUGUGAAGCACCUCUGACAGCAGGGGCUCUGAAAACCUGUGCAAGAGCGAUCUUCAGAAGCACAAAGGCAUACAAUCAUUCUCAAUGGCUUCAAGCACUAUGGGGAUAUAACUAGUGGUAGAUUUCUAGUAGACAAUGGGCCUGUAUGUCUACUAUAUAGAAUUUAAAAUUAAAGGGCUUUUAGUUGAACAAAACAUGAGAUUCACUUGGAACUGUCAUUUACAGAGUGUUGUCUAUCACAAAAAUUUUUAGUUGUGUAAUCAUCCCAGGGUUAAAUUAACACUUGUCCUUGAUGAUUUUUAAAUACUAAGCCUGAUUCAUUUUAGAUAAACGUUUUACAAUAAAAAUAAUCUUGUCUACUGUGUAUUCACCCACUUCUAAUGUUAAUGAAAAUCAGAAAGAUGAUGUUGAA